Messenger RNA from Suillus fuscotomentosus, 546 nucleotides. RefSeq lists its product as uncharacterized. The record is from RefSeq and is a predicted model, not a curated record. The transcript is spliced from 5 exons. The coding region runs from base 1 to 546 and encodes 181 amino acids. NCBI's taxonomy places the organism in Eukaryota, Fungi, Basidiomycota, Agaricomycetes, Boletales, Suillaceae.
AUGGCGGUAAAAACGCAUGCCUGGAUUACCUUUUGGUUUGUCCUCACUGCACCUGUCGUCCUCUGGGACGCGGGAUACUGUUUCAUGCGUCCACGAUCCAUGCUUGGGGGAGACCUCCACUGGAUCUGGAAACCGUACGAAAUUUACCAGAAUAUUGAUUAUGUUUAUGGUAUUAAAGCUCUAGAGGAGAAUAAUGGGUUCACAAACGCACAAUCUUUCCUCAAUAUCGUCGAGACAUUCAUGAGUCUCGCAUACGUGUACUUGGCACAUAUCUCGGGCUGGUCCCCUGCCCCCCUCAUCGGGUUUGUAACAGCGAGCAUGACGUUGUCUAAAACAGUUCUAUACUGGGCACAGGAGUACUAUUGCGGCUUCUGUGCCAUCGGACACAACACCGUGUCCGAUCUAAUCAUAUACUGGAUCAUACCCAACGGAUUAUGGAUCGUUGUCCCUAGUUUAAUUGUCGUGAGACUAGGGAAGGAUCUCGCUGCCUCGCUCCACGUUGCAGAGCGCGCUGCAACCAAGACUGCUUCUGGAAAGCAGAAAUGA